CUCGCCUAUGUUUUGUGUCAUAGAACUGAAACUUGAAAUCACACUGCUGCCAGGCUGCAUUAGGGCACCUGCCGCGGCAGCUAGCACCUGUGACAGCUGACCCCAAACAGUGUGGCAACUGAGGCAGAUGCCUUUAAACAUUGUGGCCACAAAGGCAGAUGCCUUUACACAUCAGUGGGAGUUUCUGGUGACACCGGAAGUCCCUAUACGAGCUCCCGCUGCCACUAUUGGAGCUUGCCCACUGAAACGAUGAGCGCAGCUAAGAAAAACACUAAGAAAGAUGGCGGGGGAGCUCCCAUCGACAGCGAGGAGGACUUUCAGUAUGAAGAAGUUUCUCUGGAAGACGACUGGAGUCUGACAGAGGGGGAGGAAGAUCUAGAAGCGACGUUGAAAGCCAUUCAAACCCAGGCAGAGGCCAACGCUCGGCCCGUCGCUACUGGCAACACACGCCGACCGGAAGCCGUGGAUGACUUUUUACGCAACUUCCUCCUUCACGCAGGUAUGACACAAACCCUCGAGUGUUUCCAGGCCGAGUGGAAUGAGAUGGAGAAGAAGGGGCUGGUGGACGCAGGGCGGGUCGGCGUGGUGCCCGGCGUCUACACCGACAACCAGCGGCUGGACACGGAGCUGAAACACGCCCGGCGGGAGAGGGACGAGUACAGGCGGGAGGCCACCGCCUUGGCCCAGGCCCUGGUGACGGCCCAGAGAGCCAGGGACCUCCAGCGGCUGCAGCUCACGCGUCUUGUGCAGGAGAAAAACCGGCUGGUGGCGGACAUGAGGAUGCUCAAGGUUCAGUGUGACGGUUACGAGCCCGCGUUGCAGAAGAUGAACGAGAAAUACCAGGCGGUUUUAAAGACUUUUCAGAGAGGGACAAUGGUGAAGUCCGCUCAGCACACGGGGUCAAAGUGACCACACACCCAGUGACAACACGGCCCUGGCCUCCCACACCUCCACCCCCUGUAGCAGUCCCACUGAGGCCCAACCACUGAACACAUCUAUGUUCUAAUAAAUAAUAAAUAAUAAAUAAAUGUUAGAUCUCAUGACUGUCUUCAUGUAUGCUGGUCCCUUAAAGGUCCAGUGGGUAAGAUGUAGGUGAAAGGGAUCUAUUGGCAGUCAUUUAAUAUAAAAUAAUCCUAGUGAUGUUUUCACUAUUGUGUUUUAUCCUAAUUGUAUGAAUAUGCACCUUUAUAUUUAAAUACAUUAUAUUCACAUCCGGA
This is a messenger RNA of Hippoglossus stenolepis (Pacific halibut), 1217 nucleotides long. RefSeq names its product sperm-associated antigen 16 protein. The record is from RefSeq and is a predicted model, not a curated record. The coding region runs from base 250 to 909 and encodes 219 amino acids. Gene Ontology annotation, biological process: axoneme assembly. The transcript has a single exon. NCBI's taxonomy places the organism in Eukaryota, Metazoa, Chordata, Actinopteri, Pleuronectiformes, Pleuronectidae. Gene Ontology annotation, cellular component: axonemal central apparatus. Gene Ontology annotation, molecular function: protein binding.